Messenger RNA from Cervus elaphus (red deer), 690 nucleotides. RefSeq names its product translocator protein 2 (gene TSPO2). Gene Ontology annotation, molecular function: cholesterol binding. The transcript is spliced from 4 exons. NCBI's taxonomy places the organism in Eukaryota, Metazoa, Chordata, Mammalia, Artiodactyla, Cervidae. The record is from RefSeq and is a predicted model, not a curated record. Gene Ontology annotation, cellular component: endoplasmic reticulum; membrane.
AUGUGGCCUCAAGGGGCCAUCUUCGUGGUCCUGCCCCUCCUGGGGCCCACCCUUGUCUGGCUGCUCAUCCAUCACUCGAUGCCCGACUGCUAUGCCUCCCACCGGGUGUGGAAGGGCCUGGGAGGGGGCUUUGGGCAGCCGCUGCCCCUCGGUCUCUAGGCUGUGCAGCUCACCAUCAGCUGAUGUCCUGAUCCUCCUGUUGGCAGCCCACACCCCGGCCUGGCCCUGCUGCACCUGCUGCUGCUCUUCGGGCUGGUGAUGGGCAUGGCUCUGCUCUGGCAUCCCCAUCAACAAGCUGCCACCCUGCUGCUGCUGCCCUACCUGGCCUGGCUCACCGUGGCCGUUGCCAUCACCCACCACCUGUGGAGGGACAGCCUUUGUCCUGAGGACCGGCCCCGGGGGAGAGGAGGAACCUCAGACUCUGGGAGCCCCGGGGCCCCCUCGCUGCACCCCGCCCAGGCUCUGGACACCCCUGUUGUUUAUGUCAACAGAGUGGUUGCCAGCGGGCAGGCUCCUGGCCACCAGGGGGUGCCCGGUGCCCGCGGCCCGCUGUUUGUAUUCCUCAUCUCGGUGGUGACCGGGGGGCGGGCACAGCCGGGCUGGGUCUCCGGGGCAACGCACUGUUGGGGCGCCAGCUGCCCUGCAUCCACUCCAUCAGCGGGCUCCCGAGUAUCUGCUUUCACAGAGUGA